AUGGCCGACUACCAAAUGACAGGAAAUACUAACAUGGAUUUAAUGUGCGAGGUUCAUGAUGGUUGUGAGUUGUUACCACUCUACUGUAUGGACUGUGAUUGUCCGCUUUGCAGCUACUGCAUCACUCGUAAUCACGUGGGACAUACAUUCCAAAACGUGUCCGAGGUAGUCGAAACUCAACUUCGCCAACUGGAAGAAUCUCUUGGCAACGAACACUCGGUUUUACGUUUACUGGAAUUACUUUCCGAUUCAGAAAUAAGACAGAAACAACUCACAGAACACAGAGAAAACCUUCUCCGAAGUGUUGUGGACAGGGAGGAGGAAAUAAUCGAGAAAGUGAAACUAUGGAGAGAGAAAAUGACAGAGAAGAUUAUUUCUCUUACAGACAACGAGGAGAAAACGCUCCAAAAAGAUACAACUCUUGCCUCUGCAUUAUUGAAAUGUAAAGAGAGAGAUUUGGACAUAGAUCGUGAGAGUAUCAAAAUUAUCAUUUUGAACUGUGGAUUAAGGAACCUUCUAAAUAAAGACACCAGUGUUCGUUGUUUUGAUUUCCAGAUAGGAGUGGCAAACGAUGAUUUGCUCAGUUUAUUUGGAGAAUUAAUCGAUGAAACAGAAGAAUUGUCGUCGGAUAUCGUUCGGUGUGAAGAAGACGAAGAGGAAGAAGACGAAAAAGAAGAGGAAGAAGAAUUUCAUGACUCCGUGGAUUUAAAGGUGCUAAUGAAAUUCACAUUUGGCUCAGAUUCAAUUGAUGACAUCGUACCUUUACAAAUUUCCAAAACUAUUAUAUUGAGCCCACGAUUUGUGGCAUUAGUUCAUGGCAAGGGGGAUACUAGUACUUUCACGACAACUAAAACUUACAAUGGAUCUGUUGGAACAAGUCCUUCGUCUGCGUUUAUUUCAAAAGACAUAGCAAUUGACAACCGAGGUAAUAUCCUGGUGGCUGUCCCUGACGACAACGCCAUUCACCUUCUGGACAAGUCAUUGACCUUCCAGAAGCUUCUGAUGACGGAGGAGGAUGGUCUUCACAGACCGACAUCAGUGGCACUGGACAGUGAGGAAUUCCUGUAUGUGGGAUAUCUGGCGGUUGAUUCGGAACAAGGGGACGAGUGGAUAUUUGUUGCUGCUGCAAAAAACACGUUUGUUCAAAUGGGCUCACGAUCAGUGAAGUUGAUCCAUGGCUAUGAAAAUGCAUGUUCAUUUACUACAAGUAAAAGCUACAACGGAUCCGUAGGAACAAGCCCUUCGUUUGCGUUUAUUCCAAAAGACAUAGCAAUUGACCACCGAGGUAAUAUCCUGGUUGCUGUCCCUGACGACAACGCCAUUCAUCUCCUGGACCCAACCUUGACCUUCCAGAAACUUCUGAUGACGGAAGAGGAUGGUCUCCACAGACCAACAUCAGUGGCACUGGACAGUGAGGGAUACUUGUACGUGGGAUAUACUAAAACCUAUCAUGGAUCCUUGGGAACAAGUCCAUCGUCUGGGUUUCGUCCAACAGACAUUGCAGUAGAUCGCUGUGGAAAUAUCCUGGUGUCUGUUCCUAACGAUAACGCAAUUCACCUUCUGGACAAGACCUUGACCUUCAAGAAGCUUCUGAUGACAGAAGAGGAUGGUCUCCACAGACCGACAGCUGUGGCACUGGACGCAGAGGGAUACCUGUGUGUGGGGUGCGAGAAUGGUCAGAUACAUGUUGUUAAUUAUCAGUGUCUCCUUAACACGAACAGACUGAGACGGCUGAAGUUUCCAAAGAUCAGCUCUAACGACAGUAGCUUGAACUUUCCCGGACAUUUCUGUCAGAAAACAUUUGAUGAGAUUUUGAAAAAUUAUGAUGCUUAA
Molecule: messenger RNA, 1833 nt
Organism: Magallana angulata
Lineage: Eukaryota; Metazoa; Mollusca; Bivalvia; Ostreida; Ostreidae
Exons: 5
Coding region: 1-1833 (610 amino acids)
Biological process (GO): protein polyubiquitination; proteasome-mediated ubiquitin-dependent protein catabolic process
Molecular function (GO): zinc ion binding; ubiquitin protein ligase activity
Source: RefSeq, a predicted model, not a curated record